This is a messenger RNA of Diatraea saccharalis (sugarcane borer), 1186 nucleotides long. The record is from the annotation of a GenBank genome assembly. NCBI's taxonomy places the organism in Eukaryota, Metazoa, Arthropoda, Insecta, Lepidoptera, Crambidae.
GUUUGUGCUGCAAAGGAAACAUUAGGAAGGAACGGAAACAUUAAUUAGAAGUUCUAUGAAAAUUCAAAUUUUCCGUAGUAAUCUUAAUCAUGGCGAUGGAAAUAGAAAUGAAAAGAAAAGCCGACGAGUACUCUGUCGUACCGGCAAAAAAGACGCGUCACGAAAUUUCAGUUGUAGGCUCCAGAGAAAAAGCUGUCGUAACAUCUUCCGUUCCUCGGACAUCAAAUUUAUAUGCACCUAUUAUGUUAUUAGAGGGUCAUCAGGGUGAGAUAUUUACUGCCAAAUUUCAUCCAGAAGGAAAACAUUUAGCGUCUGCAGGUUUUGACCGACAAAUAUUCAUAUGGAAUGUGUAUGGACAAUGCGAGAACGUCAUGGUGAUGUCUGGUCACACGGGAGCCAUCAUGGAGCUGUGUUUCUCACCAGACGGUUCCCAUCUAUAUACAUGCGCCACAGACAACACAGUGGCUGUGUGGGAUGUGCCCACGGGAAUAAGGAUAAAAAAAUUAAAGGGGCAUGCAAAUUUUGUCAAUUCUGUAUCAGGAGCAAGAAGAGGUCCUGAACUAUUGGUAUCGGCAUCAGACGACAAUACAAUAAAGCUAUGGGAUGCUAGAAAGCGAAAUCCCAUAGCCUCAUUCGACAGUUCAUACCCUGUUACGUCAGUUUUAUUCAACGACACAGCAGAGAAAAUAAUAUCAGGCGGCAUAGACAAUGUAAUUAAAGUAUGGGACAUCAGAAACAAACAAAUAUCAUACAAAAUAAAAGGACACACGGACACAGUCACAGGCAUGGCGCUGUCCCACGACGGGUGGUACCUGGUGUCCAACGGCGCGGAGGGCGCGGCGCGCGUGUGGGACGUGCGGCCGCUGCCCGCCGCCGCCGCCGCCGCCGACCGCUGCGUGAAGCUGCUGGCGGGCCACGCGCACAACUACGAGCGCAACCUGCUGCGCUGCGCCUGGGCGCGCGACGGCUCCAAGGUGGCGGCGGGCUCGGCGGACCGGUUCGUGUACGUGUGGGACACGACGACCCGCCGCGUGCUGUACAAGCUGCCCGGCCACAACGGCUCCGUCAACGCCGUGGACUUCCACCCGCACGAGCCCAUCCUGCUCUCCGCCUCCAGCGACAAACAGAUUUACCUCGGAGAGAUCGACCAAUGAUUACAUUCAUAUAUAAUAUACGACUGCUUUAC